CACCACUGAAAAUACUCCACAAGCAAAGGUAACACAUGGAAAAGUUAAUCCCAAUGGAUUCCUUUUGUGCAAGGCUUCUUGAGGACUUUUGUUGAGAAGCAACCACCACCCCGCUGUCCUCCUUUUCUACCUACUGCAUGGUCCUAUCUUCUGAUUCAUUGGGCACUGAUGGUAGCCUUCAGAAGGGGCAGUUUCAAAUCGUCCACUUUCACCUCUAGCCAGAGAAGAACCUGGGUCUUGGAUUGCAACAACACCUUCCGGAAAAAUGGUAUACGAGGACAAGCAUCUAGUCUCCGGCCACUGUUUCUUCCUACUCGCAGCCAAAUUCUGUUGGAUGCUCCCGAUGAUGCGAGGAACUCAUGGCCAGGAAUAUGCCCACUCCAUCCGACUCGAUGGAGAUAUCAUCUUGGGGGGACUCUUCCCUGUCCACGCAAAGGGGGAAAGAGGAGUACCUUGUGGGGAGCUCAAGAAGGAAAAGGGGAUCCACCGGCUCGAGGCAAUGCUAUAUGCAAUCGAUCAGAUCAACAAGGACCCUGACCUCCUUGCCAAUGUCACUUUAGGAGUCCGGAUACUAGACACUUGCUCCAGGGACACCUACGCUUUGGAGCAGUCUUUAACAUUUGUGCAAGCCUUGAUAGAGAAAGACGGGUCUGAUGUGAAGUGUGCUAAUGGAGACCCACCUAUUUUCACAAAGCCGGACAAGAUAACGGGGGUUAUAGGUGCAGCUGCAAGUUCAGUGUCCAUUAUGGUGGCUAAUAUUUUAAGACUUUUUAAGAUACCUCAAAUCAGCUAUGCAUCUACAGCACCAGAGUUAAGUGAUAACACCAGGUAUGACUUUUUCUCUCGGGUGGUGCCACCUGACUCUUAUCAAGCCCAAGCCAUGGUUGAUAUUGUGACAGCACUUGGAUGGAACUAUGUUUCGACGCUGGCUUCAGAGGGGAACUACGGAGAGAGCGGAGUCGAAGCAUUUACACAGAUCUCGAGGGAAAUUGUACCUAGGGCCUAUGAGGUGGAGUGA
Messenger RNA from Lacerta agilis (Sand lizard), 1018 nucleotides. Its product is annotated as metabotropic glutamate receptor 8-like. Gene Ontology annotation, molecular function: group III metabotropic glutamate receptor activity. The transcript has 3 exons. Lineage: Eukaryota; Metazoa; Chordata; Lepidosauria; Squamata; Lacertidae. The record is from RefSeq and is a predicted model, not a curated record. Bases 266 to 1018 code for a protein of 250 amino acids. Gene Ontology annotation, cellular component: membrane. Gene Ontology annotation, biological process: regulation of synaptic transmission, glutamatergic; G protein-coupled glutamate receptor signaling pathway.